CCUCCGCAUCUUCAAUCCUUUUUCUCUCUCCCUGAGUCCCUGGUGGCAGUCACUUCCACUGCAGAGUGCAGAGUGCAGAGUGAGAGUGAUACUGAUAGUCUCUCUCUCGCUCAAUCGCGUUAGCCAUGGAAAUGGCGUCAUUCCGUUGGUCCUUGUUGGUUCCACUUCUGCUGCUUCCAUGUCUAACUGUCUUUGCUGCCAAGCAGACCUACAUCGUUCACAUGAACCACCAACAGAAACCCACGUCCUUCCCCACCCACCACGACUGGUAUCAAUCCCUCUCAACUGAUCCUUCCUCCCUCAUCUACUCCUAUAACAACGCCUUCCACGGCUUCGCCAUCUCCCUAGACCCCAAUCAACUUGCCUCCCUCCGCCGCUCCGACUCCGUCCUCGCCAUCUAUCCUGACUCCCUUUACUCCCUCCACACCACCCGCUCCCCCGAGUUCCUGGGCCUCGACUCCGAUUUGGGCCUGUGGCCUGGCCACAGUACCGAGGACCUCGACCAGGCCUCUCAGGAUGUCAUCAUCGGCGUCCUCGACACGGGCGUCUGGCCCGAGUCCAAGAGCUUUGACGACAUGGGCAUACCCCCUGUACCCUCCCGAUGGCUCGGCGCUUGCGAGUCUGGCCCCGACUUCAGCCCUUCUGUUUGUAACAAGAAACUCAUCGGCGCUCGUAGCUUCUCUAGAGGCUACCGCAUGGCCUCCGGUGGGAGACAUACCACCAAUAACCCCAAUCAGAUCGAAUCACCUCGGGAUCGGGACGGUCACGGAACUCACACGGCAAGCACGGCAGCCGGGUCGCACGUGGCCAACGCCAGCCUUCUCGGGUACGCCAGCGGUACGGCACGUGGGAUGGCGACACGAGCGCGUGUUGCCACCUACAAGGUCUGUUGGAGUACCGGAUGUUUCGGUUCUGACAUACUCGCCGGAAUAGACCGCGCCAUCGCCGAUGGUGUCGAUGUGUUGUCGCUCUCUCUUGGUGGUGGUUCCUCACCCUACUACCGGGAUAUCAUCGCCAUCGGAGCGUUCGCUGCAAUGGAGAAAGGCAUCUUUGUCUCCUGCUCGGCUGGGAACAGUGGGCCCGGUCGGGCUACGUUGACCAAUGUGGCUCCCUGGAUUAUGACCGUUGCUGCUGGGACCCUAGACCGGGAUUUCCCGGCUUACGCCUCGCUCGGUAACGGUAAGCGGUUCGCUGGGGUGUCACUCUACAGUGGAAAAGGUAUGGGUACCAAACCGGUCGGUUUGGUCUAUAGUAAAGGCAAUGAGACGAGCAAUUUGUGCUUGCCCGAUUCGCUUGAAUCAAAACGGGUUCGUGGGAAGGUGGUGAUCUGUGAUCGAGGGAUUAAUGCCCGGGUUGAGAAGGGUGCGGUUGUACGUGACGCGGGUGGAUUGGGAAUGAUACUGGCGAACACGGCGGCGAGUGGGGAGGAGAUGGUGGCCGACAGCCAUUUGCUCCCGGCGGUGGCGGUGGGUUGGAAGACAGGGGAUCUAAUCAGGGAAUACACUCGAUCCGAUCCAAAUCCAACGGCAAUGCUGAGCUUUGGUGGGACCGUGUUAAAUAUACGACCGUCGCCGGUAGUGGCGGCGUUUAGUUCGAGAGGACCAAACGUGGUGACGCCUCAGAUACUGAAGCCCGAUGUGAUCGGACCAGGAGUGAACAUAUUAGCUUCUUGGUCGGAGUUAGUGGGACCAACUGGUCUGAAGAACGACACGAGGAAGGCUCAGUUCAAUAUCAUGUCUGGUACGUCGAUGUCGUGUCCACACAUCAGUGGCGUGGCAGCAUUGUUGAAGGCGGCCCACCCAAAGUGGAGUCCUAGUGCCAUCAAGUCUGCCCUCAUGACCACCGCCUACACCAGCGACAAUACCAAGUCUCCCCUCCGGGACGCUGCCGGCGGGGACAUCUCCACCCCGUGGGCACACGGAUCGGGCCAUGUAGACCCACAUAAAGCCCUCAACCCUGGGCUCGUCUAUGAUGCCACUCCCGACGACUACAUCACCUUCCUGUGCUCUUUGGACUACAGCAUCGAUCAAGUCAAGGCCAUCACAAAGCGCCAAAACAUCACAUGCUCUCGACGGUUUGCUGACCCUGGCGAGCUCAACUAUCCCUCCUUCUCUGUCCUAUUUGGCACCAAAAAGAGGGUCGUUCGCUACACGCGUGAGCUCACUAAUGUUGGACCCACAGGUUCUGUGUAUAAUGUGGCCAUAGGUGGGCCCUCGAGUGUUGGGGUAACGGUUAAGCCCACGAAGCUCGUGUUCAAAGAGGUGGGAGAGAUGAAGAAGUAUACUGUGACAUUUGUGGCAAAGAAGGGAUUAAGUAGGAUGUUGGGGACUGCGGAGUUUGGUUGGAUUGUUUGGAGAAACGAGCAGUACCAAGUCCGGAGUCCGGUUUCCUAUGAAUGGCUGCACCACUGAGUUGGUUCGUUUGUUUGUUUGAUUGAUUGAUCGAUCUUUUCUUUUGGUUGCUGCCUGCUGGCCAGAUUUCUUUAGGGCCCACGAGUCGACCGGAGCGCGCAGGAGAAAGGGACGGCAAUAAACGGCCCCCAAAUCCAUGGGGAUGGGGCCCAUCCCAUCUGACUCGUCUCCCAGUCUCAGUGUCUGUUUGAUACUAGAGUCUGAUCGGGUGGGAAUUUUUCCGGUCAGGUUUGGCAUUACAGUGGCAGUUGAAAUUGCAACUGACUUCAGAUUUGUUUGUACUACUAAGUAAGAAUUACUGUUAAACCUUAGAUACGGUAAGAAAUCAAAACCCAUCUGAGGUUUAGUGAUAAUAAUAUUAAGCCCAAAUACAAACAUAGGCCCAAAUUGCUUUCAUAAACAUUUGGUCUAUUUGGCA
Nelumbo nucifera (sacred lotus) is the source of this 2829-nucleotide messenger RNA. RefSeq names its product subtilisin-like protease SBT1.8. The record is from RefSeq and is a predicted model, not a curated record. Gene Ontology annotation, biological process: proteolysis. Lineage: Eukaryota; Viridiplantae; Streptophyta; Magnoliopsida; Proteales; Nelumbonaceae. Gene Ontology annotation, molecular function: serine-type endopeptidase activity.